Mytilus trossulus (common blue mussel) is the source of this 800-nucleotide messenger RNA. RefSeq lists its product as uncharacterized. Bases 105 to 800 code for a protein of 231 amino acids. The record is from RefSeq and is a predicted model, not a curated record. The transcript has 4 exons. NCBI's taxonomy places the organism in Eukaryota, Metazoa, Mollusca, Bivalvia, Mytilida, Mytilidae.
AACAAAGUGAUUGGUUUGGACAGAAGGGGCUGAAUUGGCAUGUAACUGUUUGUGUUUUUAAAGAUUAUGAAAAUCAGCUUAAGCAUCGUACAUAUGUUCAUGUUAUGGAUGGUGUUAAACAGGAUUGGUACAGUGUAGCAUGUAUGCUGCAACAUGUACUAUUAGCUCUGAAAAAGCAACAACCUACUGUGACAACAGCAUUUUUGAGAAGUGACAACGCAGGGUGUUACCACUGCAGUAAUUUAUGGCAUGCUGUUCCAGCAAUAUCAGAAGAAACAGGUGUAAAUAUACAAAGGUACGACUUUAGCGAAUCACAGGAUGGCAAGUCAUAUUGUGAUGCCAAAAUAGCACACAUGCGAGCAAAGCUAAGGAAAUAUGUAAGCAAUGGGGGCAACAUAUCAUGCUCUGCAGAUAUGAAAAAGGCUUUGGAUGACGGAGAGGGUGUUCCAGGAUGUCAAAUUGCCCAUGUUGACAUUCCUCUACCAGUAGAUCAAUUGACGCUCCAGCAGAAGGUAAAAGUUUACCUGAAAGGUGUAUUUGAAGAGGGUGAAAGUAGUGGCAACAAAGCCAACCCAGUUAAUGUUUCUCGGAACAUAAGAGUUUGCCAUGAUGGGGAUGGAAUGAAAAUGUUUACACCAAAAGAAUACUUACAACCUAGUAAAAUCACUUCCUAUUUUUCAAGACUAGUAGUGCUGUCCAGAGCUCCAGCAACAGAUGUAGUUGAAAACGAUAUUGACCGCACCAUAGCUAUAAUUAAUCAAGCUGAAGCAUUGGAAGAACUUGUUAAUAUUUUUGUUUGA